AUGGCUACGUCAAUUCCACACUGUUACUACAAUAUCCCUAAAACCCUUACACGGUCCCAAACGUUAAACAUGACCAAUGUAGCAAACCCGUCUCUCAAAAUCCCUAAAUUCUCACAGAACUCCAUAAAAAAUUCCCCUCUUAAAAUGACAUUCAAUAGAGGAAACCUCAAAGAAGCUUUUGUUUCUUUUUCUGCCAUUUUCGUUGACCAUGGCAACUCACUUCUGGUUAACCCAGAGGAGGUUUAUGCGCCAAUCCUUGAGCUUUGUGGAACCAAGAAAGCUCUUUUACAGGGCCAGCAAAUUCAUGCCUAUUUAAUAAAAUCCAAUUUAGUAUCUGAUUCUAUGUUUUUGAGCACUAAACUUGUUUUUAUGUAUAGUAAGUGUGGGCCUAUUUUGGAUGCGGAGAAAGUGUUCGAUAAAAUGCACAACAGAACUAUUUUUACAUGGAAUGCUAUGAUGUGUGCUUAUGUAUCAAACAGAGAACCUUCAAGAGCCCUUGAAUUGUAUGGCGAAAUGCGGGUUUUGGGUGUUCCCUUUGAUUCUUUUACUUUUCCUUGUGUACUUAAAGCGUGCAGUGUGGUCGAGGAUAUACGCCGUGGGGCUGAAAUUCAUGGUCUGGUAAUUAAAUGUGGAUAUGAUUCUAUUGUGUUUGUUGCUAAUUCUCUUGUUGCCAUGUAUGCCAAGUGCAAUGACAUAAUUGGGGCGAGGAAACUGUUCGAUAGAAUGAAUGAAAGAAAUGAUGUCGUGUCAUGGAAUUCUAUAAUUUCUGCUUAUUCUAUGAAUGGGCAGUGCAUGGAGGCGUUGGGAUUGUUUGGAGAAAUGCAGAAAGCUGGUGUUGAUGCGAAUACUUAUACUUUUGUUGCUGCUCUUCAAGCUUGUGAGGAUUCUUCCUUCAAGAAACUGGGCAUGGAGAUUCGUGCUGCUAUUUUAAAAUCAAGUCAAGUACUUGAUGUUUAUGUGGCCAAUGCUUUGGUAGCUAUGUAUGUGAGAUUUGGUGAAAUGAGGAAUGCUGCUAGAAUUUUUGAUAUGUUGGAUGAGAAGGAUAUCAUCACUUGGAAUUCCAUGCUUGCGGGUUUCAUUCAAAAUGGUUUAUAUAAUGAAGCUUUGCAAUUCUUCUCCGAUUUGCAGGAUGCUAAUCUAAAACCUGAUGAGGUUUCUCUAAUAAGCAUCCUUCCUGCGUCUGGGAGAUUGGGUUAUCUAUUGAAUGGAAAGGAAAUUCAUGCUUAUGCAAUGAAGAAUGGGCUUGAUUCUAAUUUACAGAUUGGGAAUACACUUAUAGAUAUGUAUUCUAAGUGCUGUUGUGUGGCCUACGCUGGCCUUGUUUUUGAUAAGAUGCUCAUUAAAGAUCUCAUUUCCUGGACAACAGUUAUAGCUGGCUAUGCUAAAAAUAAUUGUCAUGUUGAGGCUUUAAAAUUGCUGAGGGAAGUGCAGACGGUAGGGAUGGACGUAGAUACCAUGAUGAUAAGAAGCACCUUGCUAGCUUGCAGUGGAUUGAAAUGCUUGUCCCAUGCAAAACAAGUUCAUGGUUACACUUUGAAGCGAGGUUUAUCUGAUCUUAUGCUGCAGAAUAUGAUCGUUGAUGUGUAUGGAGAGUGUGGGAAGAUUAAUUAUGCAACUAGAAUGUUUGAGUCGAUAAAAUGUAAAGAUGUGGUAUCUUGGACGAGCAUGAUAUCGUGCUAUGUCCAUAAUGGACUUGCAAACGAAGCUCUUGAUGUUUUUUACCUGAUGAAAGAAACCAGUGUUGAACCUGAUUCUAUAACUCUAGUGAGCAUCCUCUCCGCUGCUGCUAGUUUAUCUGCCUUGACUAAAGGAAAAGAGAUUCAUGGUUUCAUAUUCCGGAAGGGUUUCAUGUUAGAAGGAUCUACACUGAACUCUCUUGUGGAUAUGUAUGCUCGUUGUGGAAGUCUAGAGAAUGCAUACAAGGUAUUUAUUUGUACCAGAAGUAGAAGUCUAGUUCUCUGGACAACUAUGAUCAAUGCAUAUGGAAUGCAUGGAUGUGGCAAAGCAGCUGUUGAUUUAUUUAGUAGAAUGGAGGACCAAAAACUAAUUCCCGAUCAUAUUACCUUCUUGGCUCUUCUUUAUGCAUGCAGUCAUUCAGGACUAACCGAUGAAGGUAAAAGAUUGCUUGAAACUAUGAAAUGUAAGUAUCAGCUGGAGCCAUGGCCAGAACAUUUUGCAUGUUUGGUUGAUCUUCUUGGCCGGGCAAAUCGCUUAGAAGAGGCAUACAAAUUUGUGCAAAGCAUGCAGAUUGAACCUGCUGCUGAAGUCUGGUGUGCACUCCUUGGGGCUUGUCGGAUUCACUCAAAUAAAGAACUUGGAGAAAUCGCAGCACAGAAGCUCUUAGAGUUGGAACCAGCUAGUCCAGGAAGUUACGUGCUGAUAUCCAAUGUCUUUGCUGCCAGUGGUAGAUGGAAAGAUGUCGAAGGAGUAAGAAUGAGAAUGAAGGGGAGUGGGUUGAAGAAAAACCCCGGAUGCAGCUGGAUUGAGGUUGGGAACAAUAUUCAUACAUUCCUUGCUAGAGACAAUUCUCACCCAGAAUUUUAUAAGAUUUAUCAGAAGUUAGCUCAAAUGACUGAGAAGUUGAAGAAGGAAGGGGGCUAUGUGCCUCAAACCAAGUUUGUUUUCCACAAUGUAGGGGAAGAAGAGAAAGUUCAGAUGCUUUAUGGGCAUAGUGAAAGGCUGGCAAUUGCAUAUGGUCUGUUGAGCACUCCUGGGGGAACCCCUAUUAGAAUUACAAAGAACCUUCGAGUUUGUGGUGAUUGCCAUACUUUUUGUAAGCUAGUCUCAAAAUUCCUUGAAAGAGAACUGAUUGUGAGGGAUGCCAGCCGAUUUCAUCAUUUUGAAGGCGGAGUCUGCUCUUGUGGUGAUUUCUGGUGA
Molecule: messenger RNA, 2877 nt
Organism: Dovyalis caffra
Lineage: Eukaryota; Viridiplantae; Streptophyta; Magnoliopsida; Malpighiales; Salicaceae
Source: the annotation of a GenBank genome assembly